Messenger RNA from Felis catus (domestic cat), 2561 nucleotides. RefSeq names its product zinc finger protein 177. The transcript is spliced from 6 exons. NCBI's taxonomy places the organism in Eukaryota, Metazoa, Chordata, Mammalia, Carnivora, Felidae. Gene Ontology annotation, biological process: negative regulation of transcription by RNA polymerase II; regulation of immune system process; regulation of cytokine production. The record is from RefSeq and is a predicted model, not a curated record. Bases 181 to 1626 code for a protein of 481 amino acids.
GAUCUGGUGAUCCUUGAGGAUGUGGCUGUGGAAUUCACCCAGGAGGAGUGGACUUUGCUGGAUCCAACUCAGAGAAACCUGUACAGAGAUGUGAUGCUGGGGAACCACAAGAAUCUGGUUGCAGUAGGUCGGCUUGCUCAGAACCCUGUCUGGUGACGAGGGAGACACACAAGAGGAAGAAUGGCUGCAGGAUUGCUGACCACCUGGUCACAGGAUUCAGUGACCUUUGAGGAAGUGGCAGUGGAUUUCUCCCAGGAGGAGUGGGCACUUCUGGACCCUACUCAGAAAAUCCUGUACAGAGACGUGAUGCUGGAGAACUACAGGAACCUGGCCUCUGUGGGGUACCCUCUCUGCAAGCACAGUCUGAUCACUGAGGUGGGGCAGGAAGCACUGAGCACAGAGGAGAGAGGAAUGCUCCAAGGUGCCUGUGUAGGCUUGGAUAUUCAACUGAAAUCAAAAGAUGCAUUUCCUGUACAGAAUGUUCCUAGAGAAAAAACUUGCAAUGACAUAAAGACGCAGGUACCAACUCAACCCAGCAAGAAACCCUUGGAAUUUGAUCGUUGUGGAAAAUUCUUCAGAAAGAACUGUCACUUGAUGUGUACAAGACAUUGCAAGGGAGAGAAAUGCCACAAAUAUAAGGAUAAUGGGAAAGACCUUGGCCACCCCUCAGUUCCUAGGAGUCAUGUAAGUACUCACAGUGGAGAGAAGACCUUUGAGUUUAAGGAUUGUGGCAAAGCUUUCAAUCAAGAGUCCUCCCUUAGGAAACACUUAAGGACUGUCACAGGAGAGAAACCUCACGAGUGUAACCAGUGUCUUUUGUCCCUCAGCAUACACUCUUCCUUUCCAGUAUAUGACCAGAUACCUACUGGAGAGAAGCUCUGUGAAUGCAGUGAUUAUAGAGAAAGAGCUUUGCUUAGCACCCACCAAAAACUGUGUACUGUGGAGGAAAGCUCAGAACGUAAUGAGCGUGGGAAAGUGUUCGCUGGCCCCUUGUCCCUUCAGAAAUGUGUGAGACCUCACACUGGAGAGAAGCCUUAUGAAUGCAGUGACUGUGGGAAAGCCUUCAUUUUUCAGUCUUCCCUUAAAAAACAUGUGAGAUCUCACACUGGAGAGAAACCUUAUGAGUGUAAUCACUGCGGAAAGUCCUUCAGCCAGAGCUCCCAUCUUAACGUGCACAGAAGGACUCACACUGGAGAGAAACCCUAUGACUGUAAGGAAUGUGGCAAGGCUUUCACUGUUCCUUCAUCCCUUCAGAAGCACAUGAGAACCCACACCGGAGAGAAACCCUACGAAUGCAGUGACUGUGGGAAGGCCUUCAUUGAUCAGUCAUCCCUUAAGAAACAUACACGAUCUCACACUGGAGAGAAACCUUACGAGUGUAGUCAGUGUGGAAAAUCCUUCAGCACGGGCUCUUACCUCAUUGUGCACAAGAGAACUCACACUGGAGAGAAAACCUAUGAGUGUAAAGAAUGUGGGAAGGCCUUUAGGAAUUCCUCUUGCCUGAGGGUGCAUGUGAGAACUCACACAGGAGAGAAGCCCUAUAAAUGUACUCAGUGUGGAAAAGCAUUCAGCACCAGCACUAACCUUAUAAUGCACAAGCGAAUACACACUGGGCCGAAAGUAUGAAUGAAAUAACUACAGGAAAGUCUUUACUGAUCUUUGACACUUCAUUCCUCAUUGUAGAAGUCACACUGGAGAGCAGCCCUGUUGUGACCAAUGUAGAAAGCCUCCAGGCACAAUUCCUGACUUCCUGGGGCCAAUCUUACAAAUGUUAUGGGUCUGUGAUUGUCUUUAUCAGCAAGUGUUUCAUCCUGAAAGAGCAACACCAUGUUAACUGUUAAGUAUUAAAGGUUAUAGGGUGCUCUAUAGUCCCCUUAAUCUACGUCACAGAAGUGUUGAUAAAUAAUGUUUUCACCGUAAUUUACUACUAAAUGUUUUCCAGUCCUCAUCAAGAUGUCUUGGACCUAUAGUUUAUUUAGAAAUGUAUUUUUUAAUGUGAAGACUCCAUGCAUAUGUUAUUUUUGAUAGAUUUCUAACUUAAUUGCAUUAUACACAAAAUGCAUGGUCUUCAUGACAGAUUCUGUAUGACAUAGAUUCAAACAGAAAAUUGUUGGAGACUUUCUGUGUGGGCUAAUGUGUCAGAUACAAUGAGUUGCUAUCCCCAGAUCUAUCCCACCCUUCUUUUCCUAAAGUAACAAACUAUAUAAUUGUAUUCAAGUUGGCAGUGUGGACAGUUUUUUAAGGAUUCAUCUCCCAACUUCUUUGCCACUUUGCCCAUAAGCCCAUAGUUCUGGCCUGUGAGAAAUAGAGGUCACUGCUUGUGGGUUCUAGAAAAGCUCAUGGAAAUGGGAAUGUCUCAUCUGGAAUUUUCUCUCUACCAUUUCCCCUCUAUUCUAUCUCUUCUUCUUUCCUAGAAGAUAGACCAAGAGGAUGACAGUCAGAGGCUACUGAUGAUAUGUCAGGGAUAUAUACAGUAUUAUUUAUCUGUACUAACCCUGGAUUGCCUAUUUCUGGACUUCCUGUAACACAAGAAAAAAUAAAUUCCUAACUGUUUUAAACCA